GAAUUGGUUCUGAGGAAUCAUCAAAAAGAACCGCGCGAGUCGGACAUCAGUGUUAGUGUUGCAGUUUUAAAGAGGCUGCCGUGGAUCUGCUGCUGAUAUGGAGACUCUCACCAUCCACAGAGACGGAUCGUGCAACUUUACUGAGCCGACUGAACGGAUUACGCGCUUUCAUGGCUGCUCUCCUGUCACAUUAACAACUCCAAACAUGUCCAAAAGCCUGAAGAAGAAAAGUCAUUGGACUAACAGAGUCCACGAGGUUGUGUUAUCCAGGGGUCCGAGUGCGGAGCUUGGGUUCGAGCUGCAGGGAGGCGCGGAGAAUGGACAGUUCCCCGUUAUUGGAGAGAUGAAACCGGACAGGCGCAACCUGCACCAGGACGAGCUACUUCUGGAGGUCAAUGAUACUCCGGUGGCCGGACUGACCAUCAGGGAUGUGUGGGCUGUGGUCAGACACUGCAAAGACCCUGUCCGCCUCAAGUGUGUCAAGCCAGGAGGUGUUGUGGAUAAAGAUCUCAGGCAGUAUCUCAACCUGCGUUUCCAGAAGGGCUCUUUGGACCACGAGCUGCAACAAAUAAUUCGGGACAACCUCUAUCUUCGUACGGUACCCUGUACAACCAGACAGCCUAAAGAAGGAGAGGUCCCAGGGGUAGACUACAACUUUGUGACCGUUGAGCGGUUUGUGGAAUUGGAGAGAAGUGGAGCUUUGCUGGAAAGUGGAACUUAUGAAGAUAACUAUUACGGCACCCCGAAGCCCCCGGCAGAGCCCAGCCCACUGCUGCUGAAUGUAGCUGAGCAGCUGUUGCCAGGCGCUACACCCAGAUCACAGGGCAAACGCAGACGUAACAAGUCCGUAAGCAACAUGGAAAAAGCUGGCAUCGAGCCACCCGAGGAGGAAGAGGAGGAGAGGCCCGUCAUCAACGGCAACGGAGUGGCCAUCACCCCAGAGUCCAGUGAACAUGAAGACAAGAGUACAGACGCCUCAGGAGAGAUGCCCACCACAUGCCCCUCCGAGACCUCCACAGAUGCCCCUAAAGAAGAGACAGAACCACCAAAAUCACCCCCAAAACUGGACGAGAAUGACGAGUUGGGUCCUCUGCCAGAUAACUGGGAGAUGGCUUACACUGAGAAAGGAGAAGUGUACUUUAUAGACCACAAUACAAAGACGACGUCCUGGUUGGACCCCCGGCUUGCGAAGAAAGCAAAGCCCCCUGAAGAAUGCAAAGAGAACGAGCUUCCUUAUGGCUGGGAGAAAAUUGAUGACCCUGUUUAUGGAACCUACUAUGUUGAUCACAUAAACCGAAGGACUCAGUUUGAGAACCCAGUUCUAGAGGCCAAGAGAAGAUUGCAACAGCAGCAGCAGAUGCAGAGUCAGGGCUUGUCCUCUCUUCCCCUACCUACAGUCUACAGAGUGGAGGAGAGCCCCUCCUCUGCCACCUUACCCAGGGCCAGACUGGCAUACGUGGGUCCCGCUCCUGAGCGCUCUCAUAGUCUCACUGACCUGUCCGAGGCCCCCCUAUACCGGGCCGGUGUGUUUGGACUGCAUGAGAAGCCUCUGUUCACGCGGGACCCCACGCAGCUGAAAGGCAGCUUUCUGUCUACAGCCCUACAGAAAAGCAACAUGGGAUUCGGCUUCACUAUCAUCGGUGGUGACGAACCAGAUGAGUUCUUACAGGUCAAAAGUGUCAUUCCGGACGGGCCUGCUGCACAGGAUGGGAAAAUGGCUACAGGAGAUGUGAUUGUCUACAUUAAUGACGUCUGCGUCUUGGGCACCACCCACGCUGAUGUGGUGAAGCUUUUCCAGUCGGUGCCAAUCGGACAAAGCGUAACCCUCGUCCUUUGCAGGGGUUACCCUCUUCCAUAUGACCCGGAGGACCCAGCCAGUACUUUGCUGUCCCCCCUCAGUCUAAUUGAUCGCCAUCUGUUGGUCAACGGACGGAAUAGCUACGACAGCUACAUGGAGUACAUCUCCCGCACCGCUCGCUUCGUCGACCCAAUCCAAACGGCGUUGGCGCAGCCUCACCCUGGAGACACCCACCUGGACGCCGGACCGCUGGAGGACAGCGUCUCAAUGGCGUCGUCAGGGGCGGCCGGAGGGGAGCUGCUAACAGUUACCAUGGUGAAAGGGGCGGAUGGGUUUGGAUUCACCAUAGCAGACAGUAAUGGAGGACAGCGGGUGAAUCAGAUUCUGGAAGCACAGGGGUGUCCUGGGCUGUGCGAGGGCGAUCUGAUUGUGGAAAUUAACCAGCAACCUGCGCUAACGCUGUCACACACACAGGUGGUGGAGCUGCUAAAAGAAUGUCCUGUUGGGACGGAGGCCAUGUUGGUUGUGCAGAGAGGCGGAGCAGGUCACUUUUCACCUUGGAAGACUUCUAAACAGGUCUUGGAACAUUGGGAUCCUUACAGCAGUCCCACAGCCAGUCUAUCUAUCCAUGCUCUCCCUCACAGCGCUCCAUAUCUGCACUGGCCCUCAGGUCCAGAGUUUGACCUGACCAAGCCUGACCCCUAUGACCUGUAUGAGAAGUCCAGGGCUAUCUUUGAGAAUAGGCAGCCAGGGCUUCCUCGAGCAGCUCUCUCAGCUGACCCUUCCGAGUUCCAGGAGGUGGAGGUGCAUUUGCGAAGACAGAAGUCUGGUUUCGGCUUCAGGAUCCUGGGCGGAGAGGAACCAGGACAGCCUGUGAGUCCGGAGGCUCAGGAGAAGAUCCUGAUUGGUGCAAUCAUUGAGAAGAGCCCAGCAAAUAAAGACGGGCGUCUUCGGCCAGGAGACGAGCUGAUGUCAGUCGAUGGGAUCCCUGUGGCUGGAAAACCCCACCGAUACGUCAUUGACCUCAUGCAUGGGGCGGCCCGGACUGGGCAGGUUAAACUCACUGUACGACGGAGAAUUCAGUCCACAGGUGAACACUGUCCAGAAAACGGCCGCAGUCCUGGAUCAACCCAGCAUAGUUCCCCCAGGAGUGACUUAAACUCCAGAAUGUUCUGUAACAACUCCGCCCCCUUGCAUAACUCUGCCCCAUCCACCACAGGCUCCUCCCCACCAGACACUGUAGCCAAUCAGAAUCUGCAGCCUAGCGAUGUCACCAUCCAGCGCAAGGAAAGCGAAGGGUUCGGAUUCGUUAUUAUCAGUUCACUGAACAGGUCUGAAUCCGCGGCUGCUGCUGCCGUACCCCAUAAGAUCGGCCGGAUCAUUGAGGGAAGUCCAGCAGACCACUGUGGGAAGCUCAGGGUUGGAGAUCGUAUUUUGGCUGUCAACAAUCAGUCUAUCAUCAACAUGCCACAUGCCGACAUCGUCAAACUGAUCAAGGACGCGGGACUCAGCGUCACACUCAGGAUCAUCCCUCAGGAGGAGACGAACAGCACGCCUUCUGCAGGCAGCUCAGAGAAGCAGAGCCCUAUGGCCCAGCCCAGUCCAGUUUGCCAACCCAGCACUGUGAACCAGACCGGUGCUGCCCAUCCAGCCAAUUCCACCCCUCAACUCAACUCUGCACCUCACCCCAGUCCCAUAAUGCAGCAUAGUUCAGAAGCACAACCAAGCCCUGUCACUCAAUCCAGCCCAGCCAAUCAGCCCGGCUCAGUGACCCAACAGAACCCACCCACCCAGCCAUCCGCAGUGCCAGUACAGAUCUACAGCCAUGACAGCAGGUCAGAGGUGAAAGCAAGGCAGGAUGUAAAACCUGAUAUUCGGCAGCCGUUCACUGAUUACCGGCAGCCCCCGGUGGACUACCGACACCCUCCUGUAGCAGACUACCGACAGCCACCAACGCUCGAUUAUAGACACCCCCCGCUGCUGGACUACAGACAGCUGUCCACUGACCCUCGCACCUUCCCCUUACCCGACUACAGGAUGCCACAGGAUUUUGAUUACUUCACGGUUGAUUUGGAAAAGGGUAUGAAAGGUUUUGGCUUUAGUAUCCGUGGAGGCCGCGAGUAUAAGAUGGACCUGUUCGUUCUGCGAUUGGCUGAAGACGGACCAGCAAUACGCAAUGGAAGAAUGAGGGUUGGUGAUCAGAUCAUUGAAAUAAAUGGAGAGAGCACGAGGGAUAUGACCCACGCGCGGGCCAUUGAGCUCAUCAAAUCGGGUGGCCGUAGGGUUCGCCUGCUGCUCAAGAGAGGCACAGGGCAGGUCCCUGAAUAUGCAGAUAGUCACGCCCCCUGGGAUGCUCACACUACAGCCGCCCCAAGUCUGUCGGAAGUAGCACCACCCCUCGACAGCUUACCUAAUCCAUCAGCUUCUUCUCAUAUGAACCCACCCACCAACCCACCUCAUACAUCGUCCUUGGAAGCAGUAGGUCCAGACUGUUCCCAGGGUCCAAGAGGACCAGAGAGUAGGGCUCUGGAGCAGGCCAGUGUGGGGAAGAGGUCAGCCCUGGCAGGUGGAGUUGGGGGUGGGACCAAGCAGAGGGAGGGUAGCAGGACCAACCGUCGCUCUAGUGGAGGGAAGAGUCAGCAACAGUACCUUGAUGAACUUGCGGGAGAGCCCAAAUCCCUCAAAAGUAGCCGGGCAAAGUCCAAGGAGCGCAGGAGGGAGCGGAGCAACACACCAUCUCGAAAGCGAGACUCACCUAAAACUUCUCUAGAUAACACCAACAUGAAUGGGGGAAACGGAUGCUUAGAUGGUUGCAACAACCAACAUGGAGCUCUGGUGCCAUUCAAAGCCCUAACAAAGGAACCAGAGAAAGGGCAAAUGAGUCGUCCCAGCCACAAUUCCAAGACCAGCAACAGUGCAUCAAGCAGGAAGACCACAGUAUCCCCAGGGCCCUGGAAGAUCCCUGGUUCGGACAAGCUUCCCAGUACCCUGCACUCAGCCACCUCCACCAUCAGCAGAUAACAUCUCAUCAUAAUCUCAGGCCCAAGUUCACACCUUACUUUUGGCCUUGACUACUUUUGGCCAAGUUUUGGACCAAUCUUUGGCCAUGAUCUGCCUUGAUUUGGGACUGGUUGGGCUUGGGCUCUUCUUGAUUGCUUUUCACAGGCUUGCUCUACUUGGAAGAGAUUGGUUUUAACCUUGACUAAGUACCACCCUUUCACAAUCCUAAAGACCUUUCCAUGCAUUUCUAGACAGAGCAUUUUUUAUUUAUAUUUUAUUCUAAGUUAUUUUAAUGGAUAUGACACCCACCACCUUAAGAACUGGAAGCAUCCACUCAAAAAAUAGAACCACGGUGGAAUGAGUGAUGCAUGUUGCGUGCAAAAAGAAUCCCAGACUUGUUUGAACUUGGGGGAAAAGCACUCAAGAUUCAGAGAUGUACAUUCAGAGAGAACCACUGACUCUUGAACCACCACUGGUGGCUACAGCAAUUUUUAUACACUUUCAUUAAAAAAUGAAGAAUACUGAAGGAGUUGCCUGAUAUAUAGUUUUUGUGUAUUUGAAGAAUGAAUAUGAUUAAAAAGCUUCUAUAUAAGUGGACGCUCGACUAUGGAACUCUGCCUUAAAGACUGACCUGCAGAUGUCUGUAUAAGGGUCGGUAAAAUGAAUAUAGAAAUAGAUAUAUUAUAUGACUGCAUAUAUGUGAGACAUAUUGUAAAUAUGGUCUUUACACACCAUUGUGAGCCCAUACUUGAGUACUGAUAUCAUACACAGUGUAAUCUAGAAUUCAUUCCUAUUCCACUUUUAGGUGCGUUCCCACUGACAGCGAUAUAAACUUAAGUGGUUGCCAAUAGGUGUUACUACUCAACUUCAAUAUAGAUUUGUAACAGGAAACAGAUCACAUGACCUUCACUGUCUACACUGACAUCGGUAGUUGAAGCCUCAAGUUCAAGAUCAAUGCCGAUGGUCGCUUGUGUCUCUUAAAAUCGCGAACUCUUAUUGAUGAUUUAUGACUACCAGUUGCUGCAAAUCCCUGUGUGAGUACCAGUUUCUGAAGUAGCCAAUGAGCUUUGACCUUCUCUUGACUCUCAAUCUAUUCUCCCUUUACGUGAGCACACAGACAAAGCAAUUUGAGUCCAAGAUGAUUUUGAUGAAAUAUAGAAUGGUUUGAUUAGGGCAGAGUGCCUUGUGCCAGGGGUGUCCAAUCCUGCUCCUGAAGGGCCAUUGUCCUGUAGAGCGUAGCUCCAAUACUAAUUAUACACACCUGAACCAGCUAAUAAAAAACUUCAGGAUUACUAGAAACAUCCAGGCAAGUGUGUUGGGGCAGGUUGGAGAUAAACUGUGCAGUACAGAAGUGGACACCCAUGCCUUAUGCAGACCACUUGAUGCUUUAUUGGAGCUCCAAAUUAUAGGCAACGACAUAAAAAAAAAAAAAACCUUGGCUGCUAUAAAUUCAUUGGAUAACUUGUUCCGUAGAAACUGUGCAACAGUAAUGCCAGAACUGAAUGAGUAUGUGGUCGCAUCCCUGUCUCUGAAUGCUGAUUUGUGACUAGAGAGGCUGAUUUUUGUUCACAGUAUAGAUAUAUCCACAUAAAAUUCAAAGCUAUUUUCAUACAUAGAUAGAAAUAGAGGUGAGAGUCUUCUAAAAGAAGUGCAGAUAUUUAUUAAUGAUAUCUUUGACAGGAGUUCAAAUGUUUGUUAAGCACUUUGUCUUUAAGUAGACGUGUAAACAUAUAAAAUGCAGUACCGGAAAGAGUAUAUGCUGUGCAUCCAUGAUAUUCAUUGAAUAUUUCCGAGGAAGUUAAUUCUCAAAAUCCUGCUAUGAAAAUUUGUUUAUUAGCAUAUUCCCAUAUAAAAGGUUAUGUGUUGGUAAGUCUCUUUCACAUGGUUCCUGCUAAUAGCACAUAGUGAAAGUACAUGAAAAAGGUAAUGUAUGCUAUUUGUGUUUUUUAUUUUUCUUUGAAUGUCAUCAUCUACCUUGUGCUGUAUUUAGAUGUAUCUACAUAGACACAGUUUAUCAGACUCUACUAGCUAAGCUAGUAGGCUAAGAUGUUAGCUUGCUAAUCGAAGGCUAACUUAAACACAAAGAACCAAUUAAAAGGUCUCAGCUAAUGGAAUUUCUUUGAGAUUUCUUUGGUAACGCUUUGAAAAAUCCACAGUAAAUGAGGUCAGAGUUGAAAAUGUUUGAACUUUAAGUGUCAUGUUACACAUCUGUGUGCAACACAGCAAGGUGGCUGAAGUCCCAUUCACACCAAGGCGCUAAUGAUAACUAUAAAGUUGAGAGUAGGGUAAUGACGCAGAGGAGAAUCACUUUCUUCUUUUUUUCAGCUGAUGAAUCAUAAAAUCACUGACAACCAGAAUCAGAAUCCACCAUUAUAAAAUUGAGUUAGCAUUUAAAGGAGCAGACAACAUGACUGCAUUGUUUGCUUGUAAUAAACUGAAUGUUAUUGUGAGUUGAUGUGGAUGCUAACUUAGUUAUCAUUUUAGUUAUCAUUCCUGCUGUGAAUGGGACUUUUCACUCUAGCUUGAUUCUUGCUCCAUUGAGUUUAAUGGACUGGGGAACAUUGAUGCGAGUCGUGUGAAAGGGCUUAAUACUUGGGCUUAAAAAAGUAACCGUUUGAAAUGUUAAGGUGUAAUUUUACAAACUUUUCGGUUACAUCUGGGCCUCAGUACACAUUAUUAUUCUGUGUUUUCUUUCAUAAUUCACAUUUUUAUGAGUUACAUUGCCAUAAAUGUCACUGACAUAAAUAAAUAUACCAUUUUACAAUC
Molecule: messenger RNA, 7564 nt
Organism: Cyprinus carpio (common carp)
Lineage: Eukaryota; Metazoa; Chordata; Actinopteri; Cypriniformes; Cyprinidae
Product: membrane-associated guanylate kinase, WW and PDZ domain-containing protein 2-like
Exons: 23
Coding region: 98-4819 (1573 amino acids)
Biological process (GO): receptor clustering; signal transduction
Cellular component (GO): dendrite; cytoplasm
Molecular function (GO): SMAD binding; beta-1 adrenergic receptor binding; signaling receptor complex adaptor activity
Source: RefSeq, a predicted model, not a curated record